AUGGCCGCGAUACAGAACUUUAAGAACUUCCUGCGCCACGGCAAGCAGGCCCGCCAGCCCGCCGAGCCCACCACCAAUGUCUCCAAUGUCCACGCACAGUCGCAGCAGCAGCGACACCAUGCACCCGACCCCGUCCACCAUGGCAUAUCAGAGCCCAUCAUGGCCCCGAAGCAGCAGCAGCAUGGUAACGUUCCCCAUGGCGACUACUCGGUCGGCGCAGGCGCAGGAGACAACCGAAACGUUGCGGCCCAAGCCGGCGCCGCGGCAGACCGUGCAGCCCAAGACAAGCAAAAGAUGAACGCAGCAGCCCAGGGCAAGGGCGUGGACCCGUCAGUGCUUGAGCGCAUCGUUGCAGAGGAGCGCGAGGCCAAGGGCAAGAUGCCCCGCUACCCCGGCCUCGAGCGCUGGAACCUGAUCGAGAAGAUGGGCGACGGCGCCUUCAGCAAUGUGUACCGCGCACGCGACUCCCAUGGACAAUGGGGUGAGGUUGCCAUCAAGGUUGUUCGCAAGUUUGAGAUGAACUCCCAGCAGAGAGCAAACAUCCUCAAGGAAGUACAGAUUAUGCGCCAACUGGACCACCCCAACAUCGUAAAGCUCAUCGACUUCUCCGAGGCCAAGCAGUACUAUUACAUCAUCCUCGAGCUAUGCCCCGGAGAGGCCCUGAUGAUGAAGACACAGGCCGAGCGAGGGUGGAGUACGUUAAGGGUCAAGGUGCCGGAAGGUAUUGGUGUGAUCAAGAUCGCCGACUUUGGCCUUAGCAAGGUCAUUUGGGACAGCCAGACCAUGACGCCAUGUGGUACCGUUGGCUACACUGCGCCCGAAAUCGUCAAGGAUGAGCGCUACUCCAAGAGUGUUGACAUGUGGGCGUUGGGCUGUGUGCUCUACACCCUGCUCUGCGGUUUCCCUCCAUUCUACGAUGAAUCGAUCCAGACUUUGACAGAAAAGGUCGCCCGCGGACAAUACACCUUCCUGUCGCCAUGGUGGGACGAUAUCUCCAAAUCGGCUCAGGAUCUUGUCUCGCAUCUGCUUACCGUUGAUCCCGAGAAGCGAUACGAUAUCAACCAGUUCCUCGACCACCCCUGGAUACGUGGAGCAGACGAGCCUACCUUCUCCGCUCACGACGCACCGCCACUUGCCACUCCUGCCGCAAGGAAAACGGAGCGACUUCAGCCAGACUUCAGCCACCUCGAAUCACCUGGUGCAAGGCGGCAGGACUUCCGAUCUCCCGGUGCUGUCAACUUGCGGGAGGUUUUCGAUGUCAGCUACGCCGUGCACCGACAGGAAGAAGAGGGCAAGCGGAGAAAGAACUUCAAGCAAGGUUACCGCGGCGCCAACGCUAUUAGUUCGCUCAACGCUCUCGACGAGAACGAAGAUGAUGAUGAAUUCAGUACCGAGGCCGUCCCAUACGACUCCUCGCAGCAACAUCCACCAGCGAAGCUUCCCAAGUCCCAAGGCAAUGAUGUAUCAGCCAUGGAGCAGAAGAUGCGCAAUACCACCCUGUCAGCAGCAGCUCAAGCAAGGCAACCAAGACAACAAGAGCGUGGUUACGGCCAACAUUCGCCUGCCGUUGCUGCCGCGGCUAAGCGCCAAGUGAAGAACAAGGGGGCAUUCGAACUCAGCCUUGAAGGCGCUACCCUACUCGGCCGCCGGGGCAAGAAGACGGAGCCGAGCUCACUACGAGAGUCCAUCUCGGCAGGUGGGAUAUGACAAUCAUCAAGUUUGGCGAAAGACUGGUAAGGUGUACCACGAGCAUGAUCACGAUGGCGUUUUGUUUUCCUUUGACCAGUCGCCCCCCUCCCUUGGGAGAUUACGUUUACAGGGGCGAUGAUUUUUCACCUUUUUCUUGUUCUGUGCACCCCCCCUCUCCCCUUCAUGGCAUAGCUUACGGUACUUGUCUCCUGAAUUGGAGACAACUGAACGGAACGGACGAGUGGAUGUCGAGUAGAGGG
Messenger RNA from Parastagonospora nodorum SN15, 1949 nucleotides. RefSeq lists its product as hypothetical. The record is from RefSeq and is a predicted model, not a curated record. Gene Ontology annotation, molecular function: protein serine/threonine kinase activity; ATP binding. Bases 1 to 1707 code for a protein of 568 amino acids. NCBI's taxonomy places the organism in Eukaryota, Fungi, Ascomycota, Dothideomycetes, Pleosporales, Phaeosphaeriaceae. Gene Ontology annotation, biological process: mitotic DNA damage checkpoint signaling; protein phosphorylation. The transcript is spliced from 3 exons. Gene Ontology annotation, cellular component: nucleus.